AUGGUCCAUCUGACCUCAGCCCUUCUCGUGGCCGGCGCGGCCUUCGCCGCGGCUGCGCCCAUGAACCACAUCUUUGAGCGCCAGGACACCUGCUCGGUCAGCGACAACUACCCGACGGUGAACUCGGCCAAGCUCCCCGACCCGUUCACGACGGCAUCGGGCGAGAAGGUGACGACCAAGGACCAGUUCGAGUGCCGGCGGGCCGAGAUCAACAAGAUCCUGCAGCAGUACGAGCUGGGCGAGUACCCGGGACCGCCGGACAGCGUCGAGGCGUCGCUUAGCGGCAACAGCAUCACCGUCAGGGUGACGGUCGGCAGCAAGAGCAUCUCCUUCUCGGCCUCGAUCAGGAAGCCGUCCGGCGCCGGCCCGUUCCCCGCCAUCAUCGGCAUCGGCGGCGCGUCCAUCCCCAUCCCGAGCAACGUGGCCACCAUCACGUUCAACAACGACGAGUUCGGCGCGCAGAUGGGCAGCGGGUCGCGGGGCCAGGGCAAGUUCUACGACCUCUUUGGCAGGGACCACUCCGCCGGCUCGCUCACCGCGUGGGCCUGGGGUGUGGACCGGCUCAUCGACGGUCUGGAGCAGGUCGGGGCGCAGGCGUCGGGCAUCGACACGAAACGUCUCGGCGUGACGGGCUGCUCGCGCAACGGCAAGGGCGCCUUCAUCACGGGUGCGCUCGUCGACCGUAUCGCCCUGACGAUCCCGCAGGAGUCGGGAGCCGGCGGCGCGGCCUGCUGGCGCAUCAGCGACCAGCAGAAGGCGGCCGGCGCCAACAUCCAGACGGCGGCGCAGAUCAUCACCGAGAACCCCUGGUUCUCCAGGAACUUCGACCCCCACGUCAACUCCAUCACGUCGGUCCCGCAAGACCACCACCUACUGGCCGCCCUGAUCGUGCCCCGCGGCCUGGCCGUCUUCGAGAACAACAUCGACUGGCUCGGCCCCGUGUCGACGACGGGCUGCAUGGCCGCCGGCCGCCUCAUCUACAAGGCCUACGGCGUGCCCAACAACAUGGGCUUCUCCCUCGUCGGCGGCCACAACCACUGCCAGUUCCCGAGCAGCCAGAACCAGGACCUCAACAGCUACAUCAACUACUUCCUGCUCGGACAGGGCUCCCCCAGCGGCGUCGAGCACAGCGACGUCAACGUCAACGUCGCCGAAUGGGCGCCGUGGGGCGCCGGCGCCCCGACUCUGGCGUGA
This is a messenger RNA of Thermothelomyces thermophilus ATCC 42464, 1194 nucleotides long. Its product is annotated as 4-O-methyl-glucuronoyl methylesterase. The record is from RefSeq and is a predicted model, not a curated record. The transcript has a single exon. Bases 1 to 1194 code for a protein of 397 amino acids. Lineage: Eukaryota; Fungi; Ascomycota; Sordariomycetes; Sordariales; Chaetomiaceae.